Molecule: messenger RNA, 2309 nt
Organism: Chaetomium strumarium
Lineage: Eukaryota; Fungi; Ascomycota; Sordariomycetes; Sordariales; Chaetomiaceae
Exons: 3
Coding region: 103-2088 (661 amino acids)
Source: RefSeq, a predicted model, not a curated record
UCCCAAUGUCCACCUCCGCAAUCCACAUACUGUUUUGUUUCUCAGGAGCCGAGUUGUUCAGCCUCAGACCAUCAGUCCACUUUUGCACUUGUCACCGCUGCGAUGCCCAGAAAGCCAACACGGCGCCGCGCACCAGGGCCUCCCAGAUUUCGCUGGACCAAGGGCGACAGAAUCAAGUUUGUCGCGUGCCUGGACUUCUCCCUGCAGCAUCAGGUUGAUUUGAACACGACAGCGAUCUGCCACCUCAAGAAGCGCACAGGCCACGAGGUAACAGCCAAGCAAGUCGAGCGGGUGCUGAGGCGGGAGUACGAAACGUAUGGCCGCGAUGGAGAACACUACGUUUUCGGUGAUUUUCUCUCAGAGGGAUCUUCGUUUCUUGACGGCUACGCCGACAUCGACCGUGAACAUAUCCGUGACGAAGUUCGCCUCAUUGAGACUCCUCGGUACUUGCUGAGGAGUACCUCCUUGGUAUCGCAAUCCCACUCUCGUACACGGUCUUUGAAUCCUCGCCACCAACGCUCGGCGUCAUCGAAUGGUCACAAUUCUCCACAUGCCGCAGCGCACCUUGAGGUGUUAGAUGGGCCUCCUGCUCAAGCUGGUAAUGGCGGCAAGAACCAGACGCAUGGACAACAGGUGUUGCGGGCAGGCAAUCUGGAUUGGGACGGCAACAGCGGGCAAAAUCCACCGGAAGCCAGAGCCAGAGCCAAACCCCGAUCGGCGGACGUCAAGCGAGAGCCUGCUCCUCCACCGCUUGCCGGAGUGUGCCAUGCGCCUCUACCAACAUGUUCCUCAUCCCGGACAGCCAACGGCGCCGCAAUAAAAGCCCUCGAACAAGAGCUUGCAGCAAAGGACGAGCAAAUGCAAAGAGUAAUGCUACAGAAUACGGAGCAAAAACACCACAUCUUCUCGCUCUCUAACCGGCUGUCUGCAGCCGAGUUCGAAUGUGAAAAGAUUAGGGAGAGUGCCAGCAGGUCGGCUGAGUGCAGUGACGAGAUUAUCGUGCGGCGUGACUUGCUGUACGAGAACUCGGUACUGAGAGGCGCGCUGCAACGGCUCAACAGGCAGCAAAAGCUCAUCCCCAUGGUCGCAGCGGACUCGGUCAGGCCUUCGAACCAGGAGAUCUGGCAGGAGCUCGGGCUGAUCGCUGCGGACAUAAAGGACGCAUGCUCGUCAGCGGAUAUGAGCAUUCCCUCAAAACCAAUUGACGACAUGGAGCCAUCGAGAGCGAAAUUGGAGUCCUGGACACGGAGGGUAGCUCGGUGCGGUCUUGAUCGUUUCCUUGCGUCUCCUGCCGAUUCCGACAUCUCGGAUCUCGACAUUGUCAGAGCCCUGGCCGCCGCUGGGAUCAGCGAACUCGUUUUCCAGACCCAAUUCCCAGACUUUUUGGCCACAGAGUCUCCUCUACUUGACCAAUACCGACGCCAUAUUUUGACCAAAGAUGGACCACAGGCUCUGUACCAGUUGGAUUUGCUAGCAUGCAACUCCAUUAUGUCAGAAGCUUACUAUGCCUCUCGCAUUUUUCAAGAAGCUACCGCUGCCGCCUCCAGCGUAUUUUGCACUACAAUGGCACCUUUCGUACCGGCCCAAGACGCAACAAUGUCCAACACCGCGCCCUCUGCCCAAUUUCCACCACCCACAGACGGGGAAGGUCAGGCAGCAUGCCAGCCCAGAAUGUCCCCCAUGUCGGACUUCUUUUUCGAGACCUUUAUCCGGGCGCUGACACUCAAGCAAAGCUUGGUGCUAUCCCGGACAAAGUACCAGCUCGUGUUCUUCCGCCCGGGGGAUCGGUUCGACCCGGAGACCAUGCUACGAGACGGCGAAGGGUACAGCGCUUUCAACACUGGGUCGCCGAGGCAGAAGAGAGAUGGCUGGCCGAGGCCGAGGCCGGUGGCCGACGGGACGUGCAUCAAGUUGUGCCUCUUUCCCGCGCUGUACGCCAGGGGAGAGAAUGGGUUGGAGACGCAAGACCGGGGGCUUGGAGUCACCGUCAGAGAGUGUCUGGUUGAGUGUGAUAACUUUGUUCGGGACUGUCCGGACAUUCCAGGAGAAGGGUUUGCUUUGGUGUUCAAAGGCAUUGUGCUGGUCUGAUCCAUGUUAUGUACGAAUGACCAGCAAGUCUCCUGAGCGGUCAAAUUUCUAUACUUGUUUGACGGAGACGAAUUAAGGGGUGCGAUGGAUGAAGGAUGAGCCGAUGAAUGUCACCGUCAGACACCCUGCAGCAGUAGAUAGCACCGUCAAGCCGACACCACGGUAUACCUCAACAACCCCAACACCGCCCCAAGCACAAUCGCCACCGGCGUACUCACCCC